This is a messenger RNA of Salvia splendens (bonfire salvia), 393 nucleotides long. RefSeq lists its product as uncharacterized. Bases 1 to 393 code for a protein of 130 amino acids. The record is from RefSeq and is a predicted model, not a curated record. NCBI's taxonomy places the organism in Eukaryota, Viridiplantae, Streptophyta, Magnoliopsida, Lamiales, Lamiaceae. The transcript has a single exon.
AUGCGACCCCAAUCCUGCGAAGAAGAAAGAAAAUUGCAGCUACAGGAGUUGGAAGAAUUAAGCCUUGAGUCUUAUGAGUCUGCAAUGUGGUAUAAGGAGAAGACUAAGCUCUGGCAUGACAAAAACCUCGGGGUCAAGGAACUGAAAGUAGGGCAGAAUGUCCUCCUGUUUCAAUCCAAACUCAAGCUGAUGCCUGGAAAGCUAAAAUCUAAAUGGAUCGGACCAUUCACCAUUGUGGGGCUUCGUGCGAAUGGAGCAGUUGAAAUCCAGGGAAGUGCCCCAAACUCUAUACCCUUUCUUGUCAAUGGUCAUCGGGUGAAGGUGUUUAGGGAUAACUCGGAGUUGUGUAUAGUGGAUGAAGUGCCACUACGCGCACUGCCUGAUAUCGCCUAA